AUGGCGACGUACGAGAAUGAAGCACCACCUUUUCAGAUUCCAAGUCCCGUAUCAGUUGAACGUCACCUGAAAGAAUAUGAUUUCAUCUUAUCUCGUGAUCCAUUUUCUUCAUCUUCUCUUGCCCCUCUAAUUGAGAAACAAGGGCAACCUUCCACGCAGCAACAGGGGCAACAUUUCAUGGAGCAACAAGGGACUGGCUCCAGUGUACAAGAAAGUCCAGCUUCUACUACAUUGAUUGAUUCUCGAGAGCCAAGUAGCAAUGUUGAUCAAAGCCUCAACGGCCCGCCCUCAGAAGAAAAUAAUUAAGGAAAUUUAUCCUGACUGGAUGGAGGCAUCUAGUGCGUCAGGAUUAACUUGAAACCAGAAGUUGAUAAGGCUGCCAGAGAUAAGCUUGCCUCUUUUUGUUCCUUCAGCAGAAUAGAAUGGUUCUUGUAUCUUAAAGCAGACAAAUCUACGAAGUGACAGAACUUCAUUUAGUUGAA
Molecule: messenger RNA, 482 nt
Organism: Populus trichocarpa (black cottonwood)
Lineage: Eukaryota; Viridiplantae; Streptophyta; Magnoliopsida; Malpighiales; Salicaceae
Exons: 3
Coding region: 1-306 (101 amino acids)
Source: RefSeq, a predicted model, not a curated record